GCGACGGCUACAGAUCGCUCACUCUUCAUUCAUACUCGCUCUUUCUCUCUCUCGCUCUUUCUCUCUCUCGUCUCAACUCAUCGCGGCACUAAUAUCCCGCUCUUUUUCCCCUCUUUCUCUCUCUAAAAUCUCUUCUCAAAAUCAAUUUCUCUCUCUCUUCAGAUUGCAAGCGAAAUGCAAGAACAAGCAACGAGUUCAAUCGCAGCCAGCUCUCUGCCUUCAAGCAGCGAAAGAUCCUCCAGCUCUGCUCUUCAAGUUGAAGUCAAAGAAGCGAUGGAAAGCGAUGAGGAGAUCAGAAGAGUUCCCGAGAUCGGCGGCGAAUCGGGCGGAGCAUCGGCUUCUGGCAGAGAUACCGGUUCGGUGGGCGGUCCGGACCGGGUCCUGGUCGCAGGGGAAGGGCAGAGAAAGAGAGGAAGAAACCCGGCUGACAAAGAGAGCAAGAGGCUAAAGAGAUUGCUGAGGAACAGAGUUUCAGCGCAACAAGCAAGGGAAAGGAAGAAGGCGUACUUGAGUGACCUGGAAACUAGAGUUAAAGAUUUGGAGAAAAAGAACUCUGAGCUUGAAGAGAGACUUUCCACUUUGCAGAAUGAGAAUCAGAUGCUUAGACAUAUAUUAAAGAACACAACGGCGGGUAGGAGAGGAGGUAGUGGUGGUUCAAACGCUGAUGGUUUGUAAGGGAGGAAGAGAGUUGACUUAGGGAAGCUAAGGGGAAACAGAAAUGGUAUA
This is a messenger RNA of Morus notabilis, 726 nucleotides long. RefSeq names its product transcription factor HY5. NCBI's taxonomy places the organism in Eukaryota, Viridiplantae, Streptophyta, Magnoliopsida, Rosales, Moraceae. Gene Ontology annotation, molecular function: DNA-binding transcription factor activity, RNA polymerase II-specific. The transcript has 4 exons. Gene Ontology annotation, biological process: response to red light; positive regulation of transcription by RNA polymerase II; red or far-red light signaling pathway. Bases 175 to 675 code for a protein of 166 amino acids. Gene Ontology annotation, cellular component: nucleus. The record is from RefSeq and is a predicted model, not a curated record.